This is a messenger RNA of Drosophila montana, 1452 nucleotides long. RefSeq names its product transmembrane protein 47-like. NCBI's taxonomy places the organism in Eukaryota, Metazoa, Arthropoda, Insecta, Diptera, Drosophilidae. Gene Ontology annotation, biological process: cell-cell adhesion. The coding region runs from base 44 to 655 and encodes 203 amino acids. The transcript has a single exon. The record is from RefSeq and is a predicted model, not a curated record. Gene Ontology annotation, cellular component: membrane; cell-cell junction.
GCCUAAUUAGUUUAUAAGUAUACUACGUCCAGAAGCGGACAAAAUGGCGCCGACAACGACAAUUGAAACUAUUACAAUCACAAGGCCCCUCAAGGUGAUUGCAUUUAUAUGCGGAGUCAUAGUGGUGGUAUUGAUGGUUAUGGCAUUGGCCUCCACGGAUUGGCUAAUGACUGCUGGCUGGCGGCAGGGUCUAUUUGUGCAUUGUAUUGAGGAUGAUUCAAUGCCGCCGCUGCUAUUCAAUAUACAGGAUCCACCAGGCUGCUAUUGGACCCGCGAUAUUGGCUACAUCAAGGUAACCCCUGCGCUUUGUAUUAUCACAUUGAUAACGGACGUCAUAGCCACAGUGCUGACUGGACUGGGCCUUAAGUCGCAGAAUCAUAAUCUUAAAUAUAAAUGUUAUAGAAUUGCAGUGCUAGUAAUGCUCGUUUCAUUACUGGCCGUGCUGUCCGCUCUGAUUGUCUAUCCAGUGUGCUUUGCAGGCGAACUCACAAAGGCUAAUCGACGCGAUUGGGAGUUUGGCUGGGCCUAUGGCGUUGGCUGGGGCGGAGCAAUUUUCUUAUUUGGCGCCGUGGUUCUGUUGCUAUGCGACAAAGAAUCUGAGGAGAUCUACUAUAAGGAGAGAAAAAUUGUACAUGAAAACCAAAUGCGCGCAUAGGCAAGGCCGCACGACCUGCCUGACGUCGUUUUUUAUACAUAAGCAUCUAGCAACCAAUACACACACACUCACACACAGAGACACUCACAGACGUAUAAAAAUUUCAAUUUGACUCAAGACUCAAAAACAAAGAACUCGAUCAAAAUUGUAAUUUUCGUCAAAAACUUUAGUUAGACUUCUGAUUACGUCCAUCAUCAACCAAUUUAAGCCAAAAAUGAAACCAGAACGACUUGACUAACUUCUCCCCACAGUACUGGGUGUUAGUUAAAUAAGACUUUUUUUUUUAUUUUAAUUUUUUUUUCUUCAUAAGUUUCCCCAUACUGAAAGGUAAUUUUCCAAAACACACAUACACAUACGCCGCAUCUGACAUAUAAUGAAAUAUAUACACCAAAUCGUGUCCAAUCUAUCUACCUACCUAUAUAACAACAUAAUGAUAUAUGUAUAAUUGCAAUUUAUGUCAGCGAGUUUUACAAAAUUGUAAUAUUUAGUCUGCUCUUUGGCAUAAAUGUGACGAAAGCACAACAAAAUUGUACUCAAUGUACUCAUAUAAAACAUAUAUUUAAAAAAAAAUUAUUCAGCUACAUACCAGUCGUAUACCUAGAAAAUUAUCAUAGAAAUUCAUAGUCGUUUACACAUGCAAUCCUUCCAAAUAUGUAUGUAUGUAACCUUACUAUAAUCGAUCCAUACUCCCAAAACGAAACAAAUAUUUCGACAAUACUACAUCGAAACAAAAUGUAUGUGAACUUUAAUUAUUUUCGUUCACUAAUUUUCCUCAAGUAAACAGUUUGCAAAUGCAU